GUCUGCAGCGGGUCUUGGCACUCUGUCACGGAGCGGAUGCCACGCAAGGCAUCCGCUCGUGUGAAGCGGCCCUUAGGUUUUCCUUUGGCAAAGCGCUUUUUCGCACUGCUAUAAUUUUGCUGUAAGCGGUAAAUACUAUUAUUUUUAACAGACCUGAUAAAUUGCUUUUGACAGACAAAAAUAUUUGAUCCGUCUCGGCUACCUUACACACGCUCGGUUGCUAGGAUACGGAGCUUGGCGGAGCUGCACGAGUGAAACCAGAAGAGUGGUGGGUACCUGAGACAACAGAUACAACCUUCUCUAUGUUUCCCAGGACAGAGCGGUGGGAACCUGAAACAGGCUGUAAUAAUAAAAUGAUGAGAAGAGACAUAUCUGGCUUUGAAGGACCUGGAUGUCACAGUCUGGUUUCUGAAGUGCGAUCUGCAGCGUCCACGUCGCCUCUAUCCCACGUACAGCUCGGAUCUAGUCUCCGAUAUUGUGCUUUCCCAUUAAACGGAAAUGAGCUUUGCAUCUGGAACUCAUCUUUACUUCAGGAACAGCCUCUAACUUUGAAAGGUCACCAUCAUCCAAUCACUGCUGUUACACUGAAGAAUGAUGGGAGGCAAUGCUUAGCCUGCUCUGCGUCUCAAGACUACGUCAUAAUGUGGAACGUACAAGAAUGCAUCCAUGCUGCUGAUCAAGGACGGCUUCCUCGUGGUCAUGUCAUUGGAACGCUCUUAGGUACUGUUCAACAUUUGAGCAUGCAUCCUGACAAACAACUAGUGGCAGUAUGUGCAGGUGCCAGAGUAUUGAUUCUUAGUGCUGAGCAAGAAGAAACCAUUACAGAAUUAGUGGUUCACUCAGGUCCAGUGACUGCAGCUGAAUUUUGGUGCAAUAGCUUUCUCAUAUGCAUAUCUGAAGAUCGAACAUUUUCGGUCUGGGAUUAUUGCGCACAGCACCUGAUUUACCAGUCGGGAAUAAUAUCAGCAUUUCCUCUUCUGAAGAUGUACAUUGAUGCAGAAAAUGAGCAGCUUAUUACUGGCUGUGCAGAUGGGAUGUUGAGAGUUUUUAGUUUGGCAAAGGAACAUCAUUUUCAAUGUAUUUGCCACAUAAACCUUCCAAAAAAGAAAAACAAAUUCUACAACAUAAUCCAAAAAACUGCACAGAAUGAAAAAACAGAUCAAAAAACGUCCACCAAGGACAAAAAUUCUGAGGAUAUAGUGGAUUCCGGUCUUCCAAUAUUACAUAUAGAGAAAUGUGCACAGCUGAAUCAAGAAUAUGACAUGCCACUCUGUGGAAAUUCCAUACGUCUGUGGGUGGGAAGUUCCACUGAUUUGUUUUUAGUCAAUAUAACUAACUCUGAAGUUGAAGGUGUUCUGCAUUUUAAAGAUUAUGACAACCUCAGCAUUAAGUUAGCUGGAUCAGUCUCCAUUUCCUGUAUCUCUGGAGAAAAAGUUAUUUCUUUAAUUGCUUCAAUGUUUGGAUGCAAAAUAUCUUUGAUAAGGUUUGAUACACACGCCUUUUUGCAACUUGAAAAGCACCGACUGCAGGAUUUUGGACCAGGAACCAAUUUGUCCAUUGUUUCCAGUGAUCCACUGCUAUUGACAUCUCCUUUACGGUGUGACAUUUCAAAGAAGCAGGACAAACCAAAGCCAAAAGGGCCGCAAGGCAAAGUAAAGGACCAACCACUUGUUUUCCACAGUAAAAUCAAGUCAUCUGGUUACAGCGCAGCACCCAGAAUGAAGAUGUUUUCUCCAAAAACAAAUGUAAAGACAAGUCAAGUUUCAAAAAUGAAGAAAGAGAUCUCAAAUGGAGCCAGAAAAGAGUAUCCUCUGGAUGUCCAAGCACCAUCUACUCUUAAAAAACAGAUAACACUAUGUAACAAGCCAACAUCUGCCUGUGGCAUUCAGUACUCUGGAGAUGGAAUAAAACUUGCUUGUGGAUUAGCUGACAAAACUUUAUUGGUGUUUAGUUCUACAUUCAGUGGGGAGCCAGCUGUUUUUACAGGCCAUGAUGGUGCAGUAAAUGGCUUUGGCUGGAGCUAUGACAGGAAUUGGUUGGUUUCUACUGCUGAUGACCGAACAGUGAGAAUUUGGAAUGUGAAAAAUUUGACUUCAGCGUUAGUGCUGGGGAAAGAAAUAUUCUCCAAGCCUGCUCGUUUUCCUCAGUUUUAUUACAUGGACAGGUUUAUUUUGCUGUCAUCUGGAGCUGAGAUUCAGUUAAUGAGAUAUUAUCUGGAUGAAAGCAAGGAUGAAAUAAAGAGAUAUAGGCAACAUAGUGUGUGCAAACCAGUACAAACACUUCAGAUGGAAUCAGCAGUGGAGAUCACCGGAUUAUCUGCUGUAAAUGACUUUUAUUCCUAUAUUGUGCUUGCUGCAGGAAGUAACCGCGAUAUAGAGAUAUUUGAUCUGAAUAUAGGCACCAGAAUUGCAACUAUAUCAGAUGUUCAUCUAAGAGCAGCUCACCAAAUCUGCCAGAACAAGGGCUCUGCAUUUAGCACACAGCCAUCUGAAGCUUAUAAUCUUUUUGUGACCAUGGCCAUUGGUGACUGCCUAAAAUUAUGGGAUAUAAGGACUUUACGGUGUGUACGUUGCUUUGAAGGUCAUUUAAAUCGCUGCCAAUCAUGUGGUAUUGCUAUGAGUCCUUGUGGGAGGUUUAUUGCUUGUGGAUCAGAAGAUAAAUGUGCAUACAUUUAUGAAACACGUUCCAGCAUAUACCUGCAAAAGCUUCCAGAACAUUCAGAAUCUGUCAUCAAUGUAGCAUUCAAUCCGUCUUCUCCACAGGCAGAUUUCAGCAUGUCAAAAAAGGGACUCUUAAAACAUUUGUUCAUUCUAUGAGGCAGAUUAUACCGCACCAAUGGAAUUCAUCGGACAGCUUGCAGAGAGUCAUGUGGGUACGUGCCUUGGACGCAUUGGUUCGAACGGAGGAGUUAGGGGCUGAGGCACAUGACCAAACCCAAAUCUACACGCAGACCUGGGAGCCCUGGCUACAAUUUAGGAGCUCCUCUCGUUUCCAAAUUUGGUUAGAUACAGGUGAUUACACCUGACGACAUCUCUGUUAAUUUCUCCUGGAGUCCCUCUUCCCUCCCCUGGUCUAUUGUCUGUCUUUGCCUUGUUUUUUGUUUUUAUUUUGUGCUUCUAUCUCUGAGCCACGACUCCAUAAGCACUAUAGUUGCCUUACUGUUAAUGUGUAAAAUAGGUGCCCGACACAAGUGCUUGUUACAUUAAUUUCCAGCAUAUUUGGCUCAUACAACGUGCAUUCUAUGUCUCCUUUUUCUCCAAUAUAAGUGAUUGCACAAUAUAGGACUUGAGACGACAUACCUUCCUCAGUUUAAGGGUUAAUAUAUCAUCAAGUUAGGGUCUAUCUUCUAAGUUCACCCACAAUCUCGGAGGAAAACUCAGUCUCACAAUGCCUGUUAAUUGGGGAGGAUCUCCAGAUAAAUUUGUCUGAAACUGUGCCUUGAAUUGUGGAUUGCGUUGUAAUGUAAUGCUGUUAAACCACAGAAGCUCCUACCCUAAGAUGGAAGG
Molecule: messenger RNA, 3506 nt
Organism: Bufo gargarizans (Asiatic toad)
Lineage: Eukaryota; Metazoa; Chordata; Amphibia; Anura; Bufonidae
Gene: WDR27
Product: WD repeat domain 27
Exons: 26
Coding region: 303-2816 (837 amino acids)
Molecular function (GO): protein binding
Source: RefSeq, a predicted model, not a curated record